CUGCCUGCCCUCCGUCCUGACUCCGUCCGCAGAAUCUCCCCCCGGAAGACGCCGACCCCCCAGCCGCAAACAUGGAGGCCAUCAAGAAGAAGAUGCAGAUGUUGAAGCUGGACAAGGAGAACGCCAUCGACCGGGCGGAACAAGCCGAGGCCGACAAGAAGGCUGCGGAGGACAAGUGCAAACAGGUGGAGGAUGAACUGGUGUCUCUGCAGAAGAAGCUCAAAGGCACCGAGGACGAGCUCGACAAAUACUCCGAAGCCCUCAAGGAUGCUCAGGAGAAACUGGAACAGGCGGACAAGAAAGCCACGGAUGCAGAAGGGGAGGUGGCUGCUCUGAACCGCAGGAUCCAGCUGGUGGAAGAGGAAUUGGAUCGGGCCCAGGAGCGCCUCGCUACCGCGUUGCAGAAGCUGGAGGAAGCGGAAAAGGCGGCUGACGAAAGCGAGAGAGGCAUGAAGGUGAUCGAAAACAGAGCCAUGAAGGACGAGGAGAAAAUGGAAAUCCAGGAGAUGCAGCUGAAGGAAGCCAAGCACAUCGCAGAGGAGGCCGACCGCAAAUACGAAGAGGUUGCCCGGAAACUGGUCAUCCUCGAGGGAGAACUGGAAAGAGCGGAAGAGCGGGCCGAGGUUUCCGAAUUGAAAUGCAGCGAUCUUGAAGAGGAACUUAAGAACGUCACCAACAACCUCAAGUCCCUUGAAGCUCAGUCGGAGAAGUACUCUGAAAAAGAGGACAAGUACGAAGAGGAAAUCAAGCUUCUGACCGACAAGCUGAAGGAGGCUGAAACGCGAGCCGAGUUUGCAGAGAGAACGGUUGCCAAACUGGAAAAGACGAUCGAUGACCUGGAAGACGAGCUGUACGCUCAAAAGCUGAAGUACAAAGCGAUCAGCGAGGAGCUAGACCACGCUUUGAACGACAUGACUUCCUUGUAGGAAAAUAAACCGGUCGCCGCGAUCUCUCUCUGCCGGCUCUCCUUCCCUGCCUAAGAACUUGCUGCCUCCGUGUGCCUUCUCCACAAGUUUCCCGAUCUUUUUUUCUGUCUUCUUCUUUUCUGUAAAACUUG
Molecule: messenger RNA, 1057 nt
Organism: Lacerta agilis (Sand lizard)
Lineage: Eukaryota; Metazoa; Chordata; Lepidosauria; Squamata; Lacertidae
Gene: TPM4
Product: tropomyosin 4
Biological process (GO): actin filament organization; muscle contraction
Cellular component (GO): actin filament
Molecular function (GO): actin filament binding
Source: RefSeq, a predicted model, not a curated record